CCUCGGCCGGAGGCUGGGGCCCGGUGCUGAUGCGAACAGCCGGCUCGGCCUCAGUCCCAGCGUGGUGGGCGCUCCGGGCCCGGGUGGCAGGGAAGGAGCCAUAGUCUCUCCGCGGCUCGAGGAGCGGGGCGCGGCGGCGCGCACCACCCCGGCGGCCGCGGCGCCUUCGGGGCCCACGAUGAUGGCGGAGCAGGUGAAAUGCGCCUCGGCGGGGGGCGGCUCCGGAGCGGGCUCCGGGCCGGUGGUGAACGCGGAGCUGGAGGUGAAGAAGCUGCAGGAGCUAGUGCGCAAGCUGGAGAAGCAGAACGAGCAGCUGCGGAGCCGGGCGGCCAGCGCGGCCGCCGCCCCGCACCUGCUGCUGCUGCCGCCGCCGCCGCCCGCCGCGCCGCCCCCCGCCGGGGCCUGCAGCCCGUUGGGUCCGCGGAGCCCCCCGGCCGCCGCCGCCGCCGCCUCGGGGGCUCUGGGGCUCGGGCUGGCGUUGGGCGCCGGCGGCGGCGGCGGCAGCGGCGGCUCCAGCCCCGCGUUCUCGGGGACCUACUGCCUGCCCAGCCCGGCGCCCUCCCUGCUCUGCAGCCUGGCGCAGCCCCCCGAGGCGCCCUUCGUCUACUUCAAGCCGGCGGCGGGCUUCUUCGGCGCGGGCGGCGGCGGGCCGGAGCCGGGGGGCGCGGGGACGCCGCCGGGGGGAGCCACCGCGCCGCCCUCGCCGCCCCCCACGCUGCUGGACGAGGUGGAGCCGCUGGACCUGGAGAGCGUAGCCGCCUGGCGGGACGAGGACGACUACACCUGGUUAUACGUUGGCUCUUCAAAGACAUUCACAUCAUCAGAGAAAUCCCUGAGCCCUUUGCAGUGGUGUAGACACGUCCUAGAUAACCCGACUCCGGAGAUGGAAGCAGCAAGGCGUUCCCUGUGCUUUAGACUGGAGCAAGGUCACAGCUCCAGGGGCUCCCCUCUCAGCCCCCAGUCCUCUAUAGACAGUGAGCUGAGUACUUCGGAAUUGGAAGAUGAUUCUAUCUCCAUGGGAUAUAAGUUACAGGAUCUCACGGACGUUCAGAUCAUGGCUCGUCUCCAAGAAGAAAGUCUCAGGCAAGAUUACGCUUCCACCUCAGCAUCUGUAUCCAGACAUAGCUCCAGUGUGUCACUGAGUUCAGGAAAAAAAGGGACGUGUAGCGAUCAAGAAUAUGACCGCUUCAGUCUGGAGGACGAGGAAGAAUUUGAUCAUUUGCCACCACCGCAGCCUCGUCUUCCAAGAUGUUCAUCUUUCCAAAGAGGCAUUCCCCACUCACAGACUUUCUCCAGCAUUCGGGAGUGUAGGAGGAGCCCCAGUUCCCAGUAUUUUCCUUCAAAUAAUUACCAGCAGCAACAGUAUUACUCACCUCAAGCCCAGGCUCCAGAUCAGCAACCAAAUCGGACCAGUGGAGACAAGCUCCGGAGAAGUAUGCCUAACCUAGCUCGGAUGCCAAGUACAACCGCUGUCACCAGCAAUGCCAUCUCUCCGGUCACCGUGAGAAAUAGUCAGAGUUUUGACUCAAGCUUGCAUGGAGCCGGCAACGGGAUUUCGAGAAUACAGUCUUGCAUUCCCUCCCCAGGACAGCUCCAGCACAGAAUCCACAGCGUGGGACAUUUCCCCGUGUCUGUGCGGCAGCCGCUGAAAGCCACGGCCUACGUGAGCCCCACCGUGCAGGGCGGCGGCAGCAGCACGCCUCUGUCCAACGGCCUCCAGCUGUACUCCAGCUCCGGCAUCCCCACGCCAAACAAAGCCGCCGCGGUCGGGAGCGUGGGCCGCAGCGCCCUGCCCAGACCUUCACUGGCAAUAAACGGGAGCAACCUGCCUCGAAGCAAAAUUGCACAGCCUGUUAGAAGUUUCCUGCAGCCUCCAAAGCCUCUGUCUUCGCUCAGCGCUCUGAGGGACGGCAGCUGGAGAGACGGUUGCUACUGAUGAUGCGGUUCGACGUGCCCCUGGAGCACGGGAAAGGAGUGGAAAUGAGGGUCGAGUUACCUAGCUGGCUAGGUAACCGUGAGCGUCGGGAUAUUCUUUCCCUUCUGCAUUUGAACAUUUUGACUGCAUUGUUUUUCAACGGACCAAGCGCCAGAGACUAAUGAUUGCACUUAAAUAUUUGCCCGAGAGAAUACCGCACCGGUCUGGGAGCCGUGGUCGUGGUAUCGUGACACUUAGAUCUAGGGGGUUUUUGUAGAACUGCUACGUACCUGAACACUUUUCGAGGGGAUUGAGAUGUGUCGAUAAUACUUCCUUUGUCAUGAGUUUGUUAAAGUAACUUGUUCAGUUUACUUACCUGUUCUAAACAUCUUCCCGUUACAUGUUCGGUAUUUUAAUACAUUGCAUAUUUACAACUAGGUUCUAUAAUUUAUGCUUCGAAGUUUACUUUUUUAUAGUUUACAGGAAUUUUAUUUUUUGUGCCUAUUUCUUUUUACACCUAUGUGAACCACUAUGGAACAACUUAAAUUUUGUGCCAUAAAAAUAUUUUUGUGGUAAGGUACUAUUUUUUUAGCUCUAGGGAUAGAUCAGCAAAAAUCCACCAUACAAUUUGAAAGACCUAAUUUUAUGUUGAAUGAGCACAACCUGAGCUGAAGCAUCGCAAGGAAGUAGCCAGUUAGUGGCUCUUGUCGUUUUCUUUGUUAAUUUAUUGUCAUACAUGGGUUUCCGAUUUAUAAAGGCAUCACGGGCUCAUUGCACUUAAUACCUGCAGUGUUUGCUACUGUGCCACGAUUGAUUUUCACUACUUUAUUACAGAGGAUGAGAAACUGUAAUGUUUUAUUAACAAUGCUUCUGGAAAUGGAUGCAUUUUAAAGCAAAUAAAUCUUUUUGAUAGACCUUUUACAAAACCCAUUUGCACUAAUGAAUGCUUUCUUAUGGUAUAUGACUUAAUAUUUGUUACUGUGUACACUGCUCUUUUGGAAUGUUCAGAAAUAAAGACUAUUUCAGCAAUA
Molecule: messenger RNA, 2946 nt
Organism: Neogale vison (American mink)
Lineage: Eukaryota; Metazoa; Chordata; Mammalia; Carnivora; Mustelidae
Gene: SLAIN1
Product: SLAIN motif family member 1
Exons: 7
Coding region: 179-1936 (585 amino acids)
Biological process (GO): cytoplasmic microtubule organization; microtubule nucleation; positive regulation of microtubule polymerization
Cellular component (GO): microtubule plus-end
Source: RefSeq, a predicted model, not a curated record